Molecule: messenger RNA, 2053 nt
Organism: Morus notabilis
Lineage: Eukaryota; Viridiplantae; Streptophyta; Magnoliopsida; Rosales; Moraceae
Product: phosphoribulokinase, chloroplastic
Exons: 5
Coding region: 533-1768 (411 amino acids)
Biological process (GO): carbohydrate metabolic process
Cellular component (GO): chloroplast; cytoplasm
Molecular function (GO): ATP binding; phosphoribulokinase activity
Source: RefSeq, a predicted model, not a curated record
UUCAAAAAUUGUUAUAUUUUGGAUGACUAAUUUACCCACCAUCCACUUUAUUUAACCCAUUCAAGUCCUUUCUUCUCCCACCUCAAAUUUACUUUCAAGUUAAUUGUCCAAACUCCAAAAACAAGGGGUAGUCACAGAAACCAAUAAAAAAAUAAAGACACAUCACUCAUCAACUCAUCAACUCAUCAUCACAAUCUCACAAGCAAACAAUUUUCUUUUCCCUUUCCCAAACUGCCUACCUUCAGUUUCCGUUUUAGAGCCUCUUAUUUGUAAUAUCCCAAACUAUUUUUUUUCUUUUUUUUUUCUUUUCCCCUUUGAAAAAAGCAAAACAAAAAAAAAAAAAAAAAAAAGAAGAAGAAGAAAUCAAAUCAAAGAAUCAAAACUCCAUUUCUUAUAUGCCUCCUCCAAAAACCAUCUAAACUCCUACUACUGCCAAAAGAACACCCAUUUCAAAGCCAUCUUUUCUUCUCUCAACUUCCCUUAAAAAAAAAAAAAAACUCCAUUUCUAAGAAGAAGAAUAAGAAGAUAAAAGAUGGCAAUCUGCACAGUUUACACAACCCAACUGAACCCCACAUGCUCAUCAAUCUCCAAACCAUCAAAAUCCCACUUGGGAUUCCACCAAAGACAAGUGGUGUUGUACAAAAGAAACAGCACCAAUACAUACAGGCCGAGAUCUUCAGGCUUCAGCAGGCCAUCGUACUCGAUAAUUACAUGCGCGGCGGAUCAGACGGUGGUGAUCGGCCUCGCCGCCGACUCGGGAUGUGGGAAGAGCACCUUCAUGAGGAGGCUAACGAGUGUGUUUGGAGGCGCUGCUGAGCCGCCAAGAGGAGGCAACCCAGAUUCCAACACUUUGAUAAGUGACACAACAACUGUUAUAUGUCUUGAUGAUUAUCAUUCCUUGGACAGAACUGGAAGGAAAGAAAAGGGUGUCACUGCUCUUGACCCAAGAGCCAACAAUUUUGAUCUUAUGUAUGAGCAAGUCAAGACCAUCAAAGAAGGUGUGGCUGUGGAGAAGCCCAUUUACAACCAUGUCACUGGACUUCUUGACCCUCCUGAGCUUAUCAAGCCACCCAAGAUUCUGGUCAUUGAAGGACUCCACCCAAUGUAUGAUGAACGAGUGAGGGACCUCUUGGACUUCAGUAUCUAUUUGGACAUCAGUAAUGAGGUUAAGUUUGCAUGGAAAAUUCAGAGAGACAUGGCAGAGCGUGGACACAGUCUUGAAAGCAUCAAGGCCAGUAUCGAAGCCCGGAAGCCCGAUUUCGAUGCUUAUAUUGAUCCUCAGAAGCAAUACGCAGAUGCUGUGAUCGAAGUCCUCCCAACUCAACUCAUUCCGGAUGACAAUGAAGGGAAGGUGUUGAGAGUCAAGUUGAUCAUGAAAGAAGGGGUGCAGUAUUUCAGCCCUGUUUACCUGUUUGAUGAAGGCUCAACUAUUUCAUGGAUACCCUGUGGAAGGAAGCUCACCUGCUCGUACCCCGGAAUCAAAUUCACAUACGGUCCUGACAGCUACUACGGCCAUGAGGUGUCUGUUUUGGAAAUGGAUGGGCAAUUUGACAGAUUAGAUGAGCUGAUUUAUGUGGAGAGCCAUUUAAGCAACAUCUCAACCAAGUUCUAUGGAGAAGUCACCCAACAAAUGUUGAAGCAUUCCGACUUCCCGGGAAGCAACAACGGGACCGGUCUUUUCCAAACCAUAAUCGGACUUAAGAUCAGAGAUCUAUACGAGCAGAUCGUUGCUAGCAGGAGCCAAACUCCAGUAGAAGCAAAGGCUUAAAAAAAAUUGAUGAAAUAAAUGAAUGUCUUGUUUUGGCCAAAUAAGGCAAUGAAUCCACAAAACUCAAUCUUCCCUUUUCAGUUUUCUACUCUCCCACUAUCUCUCGCUCUCUUUUUAUGGUUUCUGUUGAGUGUUAGGAUAUUCCUACUACGAGAAAAAGAGAACACUCUGUAUGUAGUACUUGUUCUUUCUGUUGUGAUUCUGUUGGAGAUCAUCUGUAAUAUAUAUAGAGAAUCUAAAAAAAAAAAAAAAAAAGCAGAGAAUGAAAUUCAGUUGAGUUCUUAA